AUGGACCGUUCCUCUCCAAAAAAGUGUCUGCGUGACUCAUUGCGCCAAGCUUUGCACCGUAGGGAACUCAGAUCAGUGCGUCGAAGACUUACGGUUCUGCCUCAAUCGUCGGUAGACUUUUCGUCGAAUGAUUUUCUGUCAUUGUCAACGUCGCCACUUUUCCGUGCCCGUCUUCUGAACCAUCUUCAGCAGGCGUCACCAUUGUACCCAUUUGCGAGUGGUGGGUCCCGGCUCCUGGAUGGGAAUUCUACCUACGCAGAAGAGCUGGAGAACUAUAUCGCCGACUUUCAUGGCGCACCCAAGGGGCUUUUGUUCAAUUCCGGAUUCGACGCCAACGUCGGGGUGUUGUCGUCCAUCCCGCAGCCGGGGGAUCUGAUGGUGUACGAUGAACUCAUCCACGCCAGUGCCCGAGAAGGCAUGCGUUUGUCCCGGGCUGGAAAACGGUUCUCAUUUGCCCAUAGCUCGCCUGACAGCAUGGAGGAUGUGCUGCGUUCUCAGAUUGAACACGACCCACUGAUCCAGGAUGGGUCUCGGAAUGUGUUCAUUGCCAUAGAGUCUAUAUAUAGCAUGGACGGGGAUAUUGCCCCGAUACAGGAGUUCGUCCAGAUUGUGGAUCGGCUAUUACCCCGUGGGAACGGGUAUUUUAUCGUGGAUGAAGCGCACGCCACGGGUGCGUUUGGUCCCCGCGGGGCCGGUGUUGUGCAGGACUUGGGUUUGGAAGACCGCAUGUUUAUACGGGUUCAUACAUUUGGCAAGGCUCUGGCUAGCCAUGGAGCCAUUGUACUGUGCUGCCCGGACACUCGGGACUACUUGAUCAACUAUGCACGGAGCCUGAUCUACACCACCGCCCUGGGAUUUCCAUUUCUGGCUUCCAUUCGCACUGCGUAUGAGUUGCUGUCGGAGGGGGAAACUCAGCAUCGCAAACUGCAACAAUUGAUCCGAUAUCUCCGAACUCGACUGGGAGAGAUCGACUUCUGCGAUCCGGCAAUAUUCCAAGUGGAUCAUUUUCCGAGUUCGCCUAUAUUCUCUCUCCGCAGUCCUGUUCCCCGCGAACUGGCGGCUGUCUGCCAGCGAAGCGGGUUUGUUGUACGUGCUAUUAUGGCUCCGACUGUUCCUGCAGGCAAGGAGCGAGUACGGGUGUGUCUGCAUGCCGGGAACACCAUGGAGGAAAUCGACGGUCUGAUUCAGACAAUUGGGUACUGGCUGAAUCAGACUACGGAGAAGAGAACUGCUCGGCUAUGA
This is a messenger RNA of Aspergillus tanneri, 1242 nucleotides long. Its product is annotated as aminotransferase class I/II-fold pyridoxal phosphate-dependent enzyme. The transcript has 3 exons. Gene Ontology annotation, biological process: biosynthetic process. The coding region runs from base 1 to 1242 and encodes 413 amino acids. Lineage: Eukaryota; Fungi; Ascomycota; Eurotiomycetes; Eurotiales; Aspergillaceae. The record is from RefSeq and is a predicted model, not a curated record. Gene Ontology annotation, molecular function: pyridoxal phosphate binding.